AUGUCACAAAUCGCUUUCAAAGAAAUCAACAACUUCCUCAUGGCUCUCACCAAGCCUCCUUCCCCAGCCUCACGCAAGCAUUGGCUUUCUCCACGCAAAUAUACCAUCCACGAUACGACUCAAGGGGAACCCCUCAGAACCGGCGAAUUCGAAUGGUACCCACGAAGCAAAACCGAGAUCAUGAUCAAUAUCAAGGGCUUUCCUGAAGGGAACUCCAUUGAGGUUCUAGGUGUACCGCUUGGUGCUGUCGGGACCGGUCAGCGUCACUAUUCUGACGAAGAGCACCAAAGAAGGCUUGCUGAUAGCUGGUUUGACUAUUUCACCGUCAUGCCUGGAGUCAAUUUUACAUGGGGAUCUGAGAUUCCAUGGCGAAGACUUCAGGGUCGUGCGUCUUUGAUUCUUCCAGCAGGUAGCGGGAUGAAGUAUUUCGUUGGAUAUAGCGGCGUGCCUGCUGAUGGCUAUUUGAUUUAUGUCAAGGGUUUGAGAUGCUUGAUGGAUGAAGAUUGUGUUCCUCAAGAGGGAGAGGUGAUUCAUCCGGAACGUUGGUAUCUUGAUGCUCCCGAGAGAGAAAUUGUCCGUGGCACUAAUUCGAUUAUUAAGAAGAAAGUCCGUUUCACUGGUGACUUGGAGUCAGGUGCUGAUGCGACUCCAAAGCGGGACGCAUGUCAAUAG
Molecule: messenger RNA, 672 nt
Organism: Glarea lozoyensis ATCC 20868
Lineage: Eukaryota; Fungi; Ascomycota; Leotiomycetes; Helotiales; Helotiaceae
Exons: 1
Coding region: 1-672 (223 amino acids)
Source: RefSeq, a predicted model, not a curated record